GUCCUGCAGGUGGCGCCGGACUUUAACAAUCGAAUCUGACUGCACAGGAAGUGCAGAAGCGCUGGAGCGGCGUUUGCUAGUUAGCUGCAUGUUAGCACGAUUCAUCUUCAUGGAAUUAAUAACGUAAAAGCUCCGCAUGCACUUUUAAUAACAACGGUAUUUUUUGUCGGGUGAUCAUUUUGUUCAAAGCAAGAUGUCGGACAGAAAGCGAGCAAGAGAGAAGGAGGACAGACGACACCACAAGAGGGACAAGAUACCAAAAGAUGAUUUGGAGAAACUGAAGAAGCACACGAAAAAAGUCAGCCAAGAAGUCCAGAAACUGAAACACAUCGAGACAUUCUAUGAGAAACCUCCACCGGGAUUUAUUAAGGAGCAUGAAGAAAAACCAGAGGACUGUAUCCCUGCAGAACCAGGAAAUGAAGAAGCCAGAAGCUUCCUGGCCCACGCUCCCACGAAAGGGCUGUGGAUGCCUCUAGGGAGGGAGGUGAAGGUGAUGCAGUGCUGGAGGUGCAAGCGCUACGGCCACAGGACAGGUGAUCGGGAGUGUCCUUUCUUCAUCACAGGCAACCAGAAACUGGAGCACUUCAGAGUGGCACACGAAGACCCAAUGUACGACCUGAUUCGGGAAAACAAAAGGAAUGAGAAGGAAACCAGGAUCCAGCAGCUGCAGCAACUGCUCCAGGACACCACUUCCUCUUCCGCCUCCGACUCAGACAGCUCCUCCUCUUCUUCAUCCUCCUCCUCUGAUCACCAUCCCAGAAAGAAGAGGAAAAAGAAGAAGGACAAAAAGAAGAAAGACAAAAAGAAGAGCAAGAGGAAGCGAAAGCACAAGUCCAAAACUAAUGACUCCUCCGAUUCAGACUGAGGGCAUGCUGAUACGCGAACUUGAGUAUUACGUGUUUUGCACAUAAAAAAGGAAAGAGACUGAAAUGCAGCACAGCGAGACCUGCACCCUGAAGACGCCCCCAUAAGCUUUUCCCCCUCAGGUUAAAAGCUGUUUAUGGACCAAGCAUGAUGACUUCUCCCUCACAUUUCUUUCCCCCCCAGGGCGACAACUCGCCUUUACGUCCUCUCUGUCGGCUCACACAGCACAGAGUCCGAUGGAACAGCAGCUUAAGUAUGAAUGUGUGCCUUGGUACAUAUGUUUGUCAAAAAGGAUUUGCUGCAUGGGCAGUGACUCUUCAGCGAGUAUGGAAUGAGCCUUCUGGUUUAAGAGAAUGUUCUUACAUCGAUUCUGGUAAGGUCAUAUUCAGAGAUUGUAUUUUUCUCUGGCAUUGCAUUCUUAUUAAAAACUUUGAUUGUAGAGUGCAUUAAAUGAAAAUGGGUGGAAAAAAUGUAAA
Molecule: messenger RNA, 1340 nt
Organism: Maylandia zebra (zebra mbuna)
Lineage: Eukaryota; Metazoa; Chordata; Actinopteri; Cichliformes; Cichlidae
Gene: rp9
Product: RP9 pre-mRNA splicing factor
Biological process (GO): RNA splicing
Source: RefSeq, a predicted model, not a curated record